Molecule: messenger RNA, 3745 nt
Organism: Paramacrobiotus metropolitanus
Lineage: Eukaryota; Metazoa; Tardigrada; Eutardigrada; Parachela; Macrobiotidae
Product: atrial natriuretic peptide receptor 1-like
Exons: 21
Coding region: 688-3726 (1012 amino acids)
Biological process (GO): protein phosphorylation; intracellular signal transduction; receptor guanylyl cyclase signaling pathway
Molecular function (GO): protein kinase activity; peptide receptor activity; guanylate cyclase activity
Source: RefSeq, a predicted model, not a curated record
CAUUUCUAGUGCAAUGUUUGGAGUAGCAUUUCAUCGUGGCCUUUAUGCGCUUCUUCUCUUUGCCACAUGCAGCGAUAAUUUCAGACGCCAUGGGAAAGCGGACAAAGUCGUCGACGUCCCUCAGGCGGGACCCUUGUGCCCAUAUGAUGGUAUCCCCGAUUCCUGUAUUUCUCGUGUUUAAAUGCCACGGACGUUAGUCAUCCCGCCGGAAGAUGUUUUGGACGGUUCCUGUAUAAUUCGGAAGUCUUCGAAAUGAGCAACAUGCCCGAUGACAGCUACGGUACUCUGUAGAUGUCUCCGUAAAAAUCUAUUUCUAAAAGCACUCUGAUUAAGGCUAUGCCAAUGGCGCUACCUCGUUAUCCAUGAAGAUAGUGAACGCGUUACAUGUAUCCAUCCGCUUGAUUAAGUUUAGGUCUCCAGAGAGGCGCUGUCGAAGCACGAUACACUUAUUCAAACAUCUCAGCGUUUUUGCUGCCUGGAGUCAGCGAACAUUCGUCUGCGCCAGCUCAGCGGUUCCCUUUAAAAGUGUGAUCACGACUUUGACUUUCCCAACGGCAGCCAGUGCUGUGGACGUAUUGUGUAAUACAUCUUACCCUCAACAGAGUUUCGAAAAAAUUUUAACUUGUUGAUCACGUUGUUUUUAAGAGCGGUUUAAUUCUGUUGUAAGAGCGGUUUAAUUCUGUUGUGAUGCCACAUAACAUGAGAUUAAAUUGUUCGCGAACUCCGCUGCAAAUUGAAAUUAUCACAAUGGCCGUCAUGUACACGACACAACUGGGCGGCUGGCCCUACACCGGACCGGCAUUCCAGUAUGCUCUGGAUGAAGUUGCACGGACGUAUCCGUGUUUGAAUAUUUCCCAGAAAUUACUGUAUGACUAUCGAUACCAAACUUGUCUCGACUGGUCGACAGAAAAUGUCAAUGUUAUGGCUGCAUACGUACUGGAUAAACGGAGGCCGGUAUCUGACAUCACCGCAUUCGUUUUACCAGGAUGUUCAAUGGAUGUUUUUCCAGUGGUACCUGUAAUUACGGAAUGGGAUCUGUUCAUGAUAACCAGCGUUGGAAUCACGCCGCAGAUCUGGGAUAAGGUCGCAUAUCCAACAUGGAUAACUGCCGCUAUUAGUUCCCUGAUAAUAUAUCGUGAGACAUGUCUCGUUCUCAUGAGACAGUUCCAGUGGGAAACAUUUAGCAUAGUGCAUAAUACAGCAGCCAAUUCUGUCUAUGCCACCUUAGCAAAUCUUUUCAAAACUGCUAUAGAAGGUCAUCCUGGAACGCAGCUGCAUCUGAUCAAAGUGGAUGAUAAUUAUUAUGAAUCACCAGGUUAUUAUGAAAAUGUACUCCAGGAACUCAAUCGCCACAGUCGAGUCUAUUUUAUUUUUGGCUUGGGAUUAACCGGAUUUCGGAAGUUCAUGCUGGCUGCUUCUAAGUUAAACAUGACGAACGGCGAGCACGUCUUCAUAACGGUUAUUCCAUUUCGCAAUGGAAUGUCGGGAUUUGACAUUCACUGGAAGUUCAACGAUACUGUUGAUGAUGCAGCACGGUCAGCAUUUCGUUCGGUACUCGUCAUGGAACCCGAUGAGUCGGCAUAUGGAGAACGCAAUGUAGCCGCUCAACAUGAAUUCGCCAAUCUCAUGAUAAGGUCUUCCAAAACCUUGUACAAUUACACCUACCUGCCAGGCGAACGUGUUUCGCCCUACGUGAUGGCAACCUACGACUCUGUCAUAAUUUUCGCACAGGUGAUGAACGAAAUAUUUUUGAGUUCAGCGUCGCCCAUAAACGGUUCGGGCCGAUCAUUGGCUAAGCACUUCCUCAGUCGCACUUUCGAGACAACCUAUACGAAUGUGACCUUUGAUGGGUUUGGACAACGGCUGUUUCCUAUGCUUCUUAAACAGUUCGAUUGGAGCAGCGGCAUACUGCGGGAUGCCAUUAAAUUUGAGCCAAAUGGCGAUAAUGGGACCGAGAUUUCCCCCUUUCAGUGGCCAACAACGUGGCCUCCGCCCGAUGAACCAGAAUGUGGAUUCCGUAGAGAUCGAAGCGCCUGUCUGACAGACAGCUCAGGACCGGUUGUUAUUGGAAGUGUGGUCGCUGCGGUUUCGCUGGUUUGCUUUGUCGUGCUCUUGACAUUGUACAGGUGCAGGAAGCUACAGAAUAAAGAUAGCAAUUCAAAGUGGUGGCUUUUAAAUCCACAGCAUUUGCAUCGUAAAAUACGGGACUCUACCGACAAGAAUAGUGUCUCCGGAGAAGAGGCAUCUUUUGGUGAUGAAUCUGUGUGGCUUACUCCAGUAUCUGCUGGCGACGAGCAUCUCGAAAUCCCUCUGGAGCAAACCUCAAGGCACAGAACGUUGCUGAAAACCUUGCACGAGCUGAAAAGUAUGGAUUCGUCAAACGUCAAUCGUUUUCUGGGAAUUUGCUGCACCUUUGAACAGAAGGUGUUCUUCGUUAGCGCGCACUGUGAGCGUGGAUCCCUGGAAGACCUCAUGAAAAGCCGGCGCAUCGAUAACGAUCUCCGGCUAUCAUUUAUAUACGAUUUGCUACAAGGAGUUCUUGCGGUGAGCCGAUCAUCGUUUAAAUCCCACGGCUCACUGAAAAUCCACAAGUGCCUUGUCGAUAACCGUUUUACGCUUAAACUGGGAAGUUUAGCGUUUUUGAGGUUGCGUUCAUCAUUUGUUAAUUCGAACAACCAUUCGAGCGUUAACACGACUGCAAAGAUAAGAGAUUUUGCGCCUGAUUUGCCAGCUGCUGGAUUAAUCGUGGGACACAUUGUUCUGCAAAAUGAAAUCCCACCGGAAGCAUUGUUACAGAUUUGUUCGAAUUCAUCAAGCAUUUCUGAAGCCAAGAUUCCGCUUUUGAAAAUUAUCAUUCCGGUCAUUAAAGAGUGUCUGACUUGCACCAAUCCAAAUGACAAAUCGGCUGCUGAAAGUGUUAUCAAGACGUUUAAAAAAGCAACCGGCCGGAAGCAUAACGAGAACAUGAUGGAACGUAUAGCUAAACGUUUGGAACGCUAUACAGCACAACUGGAUACGCUGGUUGCCGAACGAACUGCAGAAUUAUCUGCGGAAAAAGCCCAAUGCGAAUCUUUGCUGAUGGAAAUGUUUCCAAAAGAAAUCAUUCCAGACUUGCGAAAAGGCUGUGUAAUUAAUCCUGAAACUUUCGAGUCGGUCACGGUUAUGUUCAGCGAUAUUGCAGGAUUCGGACACUAUGUUCAAGAACACGGCCCCUCUGAAGUUAUGACCUUUCUAAACCAAGCUUAUUCGGUUUUCGACCUCAUAGUUCCGCGUUUCGAUGCUUACAAAGUGGAAACAAUAAAAGACUCCUACAUGGUUGUAAGUGGUCUUCCAAAACGUAAUGGCAUCCAUCAUGCAAAGGAAUUAUGCUUGCUUGCCCAGGCUUUAAUUCGUUCCUAUUCCCAGUUCGGCAGUGCUACCGAAACUUCGCUCCGUGUUGGCAUGCAUAGUGGUUCAUGUGCUGCUGGGGUGGUUGGAAAUAAAGUCCCGCGAUAUUGCUUGUUUGGCGACACUAUAAACACAGCAUCACGGAUGUUAAUGUACAGUGAAAGUUCGCACAUUCAUAUGAGCUGUGCCACCGCUGACCUCGUAGCUGACGUCGCAGAAUUUGUCCUCAAGGAGAGAGGAUUUAUGGAUGUAAAAGGGAAAGGGAGCAUUCGAACGUUUUGGCUCAAACUGGACCAUUACGUUGCGGCGGAUCGGUUUAGUUAUUUUCAUAAAGCGUAAUGUAUCGUCUCCACUUUCA